Molecule: messenger RNA, 909 nt
Organism: Fraxinus pennsylvanica
Lineage: Eukaryota; Viridiplantae; Streptophyta; Magnoliopsida; Lamiales; Oleaceae
Source: the annotation of a GenBank genome assembly
AUGGUGAGCAAAACAGAAGAAGAUCAAGUGAAUAGAUUGGAGAGCCAAGUGGAGAAUGGAGGAGGAGGCGAGUGGGAGUACCUCUGUCUCGUCAGAAAGCUGAAGCUUCGGCGCUCUUAUAAUGUGCUGAAGUAUGGCCUGUCAAUCCUUAAUGACCCCAAAAAGCGAUCUGCUAUUGGCCCUGAAGAAUGGACUUUGUAUGAGCAAGUGGCUGCUGCAGCUAUGGAUUGCCAGCGUCUUGAUUUGGCAAAGGAUUACGUAAAGGUUUUGCUGGAAAAGUUUCCAGAGAGUAAAAGGGUUGGUAGGCUGGAAGCAAUGUUGCUCGAAGCUAUGGGAUUAUGGGAAGAGGCAGAAAAAGCUUACUCAAGCCUUCUGGAGGAUAAUGAGCUUGAUCCGGUAAUUCACAAGAGGAGGGUGGCCAUGGCAAAGGCACAGGGCAACAUAUCCGGGGCAAUUGAGUGGCUCAACAAGUAUCUCGAAAUAUUCAUGGUAGAUCAUGAUGCAUGGAGGGAACUAGCUGAAAUAUACGUGUCCCUACAAAUGUAUAAGCAAGCUGCCUUCUGCUAUGAGGAGCUAAUUUUAUCUCAACCUACUAUACCAUUGUAUCACCUGGCCUAUGCUGAUGUGCUCUACACACUUGGAGGACUUGAAAAUCUUCACAUGGCAUAUAAGUAUUAUGCUUCUACCAUAGACUUAACCGGUGGCAAGCAUACCAGAGCGCUUUUUGGCAUAUGCUUGUGUACAUCUGCCAUUGAUCAACUGACGAGAGGGCGUAACAAGGAUGAUAAGGAGAACUUGCAGCUGGCACCUCUGUCUGCGCUGGCUUUGGGGAAGGACUACAAGCAGAGAGCUCCCAACAAAGUUUCCAUGCUUGCUUCUACUUUAAGAAGCUUGAAACUGUCAUCAUAA